AUGGACUUCAUCGGCAUUUGGGUCCCUAUUCUGCUCGUACUAAUUGAUCCGGCGUCCUUAGCAUAUCCAUCUAACACGAGGUCACAAAGCCUGAGCCUGACCAAUGAUGUAUCUCUAGGGGUCGUAUCGCAGAUCAAUCUAACAAAUUCGGUGCAAGACUACCCAGUCUAUCCUACCACAUGCUUUCCUCCCCCAUCGCGUGGACGUCACGUACGGCAGCCGGACCUCAUGAAUGUUAUAUCGGACUGCUCCUGGAUUAUCAAUGAGAUCCUCCUCCAACAAGACGGCCUUCUUUUCCAGGACCUCCUCUUCAACUACAAAUCCUUCAAAGAUCAGUCUGGCAAAUGGUACCUCUCUCGAUGGCAUCGUGAUCGGUGUGUCAUCAUUGUCGCGUGUGUGGAAAAGCACCAGGAACAAACGUUACAGCUUUUCAAUGUUGUCCUUGCCGCAAACAAGAUCUUGAAAGAAUGCGUCCAAGACCAGCAGAUUCUUGCAGGAGGGACGACUGCCAUCGGUUCACCGAACAAUUCUUUUUACGUCGGCGUUCUAGGACUGCAAGACAGCGACGCUGCAAGCCAGUCCAACAUAUCUUUGUUGUCAGAUCUCGAUCUUUCCGAAGAGGAUAUACAACGUAGCGUACUACGCACUACGUCGAAUUCUGAGUCGUCAAUUGGAGACUAUAAGGUCAACUAUUCGACCAUUUCUCCUGCGCCGAGUGUUAGCGUGGAAAAGAGAGCUUCUGUUCCACCGCACGGCUCUUCGCCCUCGACGGGCAGACAAAGCUUGGUACCAGAAGGCGCACUGAGCACCUCGAACCUGGUUCUGGCCUCAACGAACCUCUCGGGAAGCAUCGAAGCACCUCCAAGCUACCCAGUCACCUGUUUCAAUCCCUACACCAUCCAAUUGAAGCCUGCAGCUGUGGAAGAUUGCCAGUUCGUCAUCAACCAAAUCAUUCUGAGAUACCCGAAUCCGAUGUUUCUGCAAACUUUUGGCUACACAGCUUCUGCGGACAUUGACCUCUCGCAACCACGAAACCAGAAGUGGAUAUUUGGCCAGUGCGCCAUAUUUGUCAAGAACCCCGACAUGACCCGGACAGACACCUUCCGGAUGGUUGAUGUAGCAUACACUGCGCAUGAGAUCAUGACAAAGUGUGUCGUUGGUGUCAAAUAUCCCGUGGGUGGUACCGCGGAUAUUGGUAGCACCGCGCAUAAUUUCUAUGUGGCCGUGGGGGGCGUCCGUGUAACGGACGCCGCAUAUGUCUCGAUAAUGCAGUAA
This is a messenger RNA of Letharia columbiana, 1275 nucleotides long. RefSeq lists its product as uncharacterized. The record is from RefSeq and is a predicted model, not a curated record. NCBI's taxonomy places the organism in Eukaryota, Fungi, Ascomycota, Lecanoromycetes, Lecanorales, Parmeliaceae. The transcript has a single exon. Bases 1 to 1275 code for a protein of 424 amino acids.